This is a messenger RNA of Penicillium verhagenii, 1353 nucleotides long. RefSeq names its product neutral amino acid permease. Gene Ontology annotation, cellular component: vacuolar membrane. Gene Ontology annotation, molecular function: amino acid transmembrane transporter activity. The transcript is spliced from 2 exons. The coding region runs from base 1 to 1353 and encodes 450 amino acids. NCBI's taxonomy places the organism in Eukaryota, Fungi, Ascomycota, Eurotiomycetes, Eurotiales, Aspergillaceae. Gene Ontology annotation, biological process: amino acid transmembrane transport. The record is from RefSeq and is a predicted model, not a curated record.
AUGGGUGCUUCGGAUAUCCCACAGAAGGAGCUGGACUUUGAUCAGGUUGGCUUGGAGGCGGAUGAGAAGCAGGAUAUCACGCCGCCAUACGAACAGGAUGCUUUUGGAAAUGAGGAUUCGGCCGAGGUCAAAUACAAGGUCUUGAGGUGGUGGCAGUGUGGUCUGCUCAUGGUUGCCGAGACAGUGUCGCUGGGUGUUCUUUCUCUCCCUGCUGCUGUUGCGACCAUGGGUCUUGUGCCCUCUAUCAUCGUGCUGCUCGGCUUGGGUGUUAUCACAACCUACACUGGAUACAUCAUGGGUCAGAUGAAGUUGCGGUUUCCGUCGAUCACCACCAUGGCCGACGCCGGCGAGGUCAUUGGAGGCAAGUUCGGCCGCGAAUUCGUCGGUGCUUGCUGGAUCAUCUUCUUCAUUUUCAUCAUGGCCAGUCACUUGUUGACCUUCACCGUUGCCAUGAACACAAUCACCAACCACGGCACAUGCACCAUCGUCUUCGGAGUCGUGGGCAUGAUCAUCUCCUUCGUCUGCUCUCUCCCCCGCACCCUCGAGAAGAUGUCAUGGCUAUCCCUCGUCUCCUUCGCCAGUAUCCUAACAGCCGUGCUCAUCACCAUGAUCGCCCUGGGAAUCGAGAAGCCCGACGCCACCGUCGUCGCCAUCGCAAACACAAACCUCUACCACGGCUUCACAGCAGUGACCAACAUCGUCUUCGCAUUCUGCAGUCACGGUGCCUUCUUCGGUCUCAUGGCCGAGCUGCGCAACCCACGCGACUUCACCAAGUCCCUCUGCCUGCUCCAGGGCAUUGAUGUGUCCCUGUACCUCAUCGCCGCCGUCGUCAUCUACCGCUACGCCGGAGAUGGAGUCACCUCACCAGCCCUGGGCUCUGCCUCGCCCCUCAUCUCCAAGAUCGCCUACGGUAUCGCCUUGCCGACCAUUGUCAUCGCAGGUGUCAUCAAUGGCCACGUCGCAUUCAAGUACGUGUACGUGCGCAUCUUCCGCGGCACCGACCGCAUGCACAAGCGUGAUACGCUCGCCAUCAGCUCCUGGAUCGGUAUUGCCCUGGGCAUGUGGGUUCUGGCCUGGAUCAUCGCAUCCGCGAUCCCUGUUUUCAGUGACUUACUGAGCUUGAUUACUGCUCUCUUUGCUAGCUGGUUCUCUUUCGGUUUCCCGUCUAUCAUGUGGCUCUUCAUGAACAAGGGCGUGUACUUCUCGUCUCCCAAGAAGAUCGCCCUGACCAUGAUCAACCUGGCCAUCAUCGCUAUUGCCUUUGCACUAUGCGGUAUGGGUCUCUGGGUCUCUGGCAAGGCUAUCCAUGACAACCAGAGCACUGCCAGCUUCUCCUGUGCGAAUAACGCCUGA